Penicillium verhagenii is the source of this 7152-nucleotide messenger RNA. RefSeq names its product putative TOR pathway phosphatidylinositol 3-kinase TorA (gene tor). Gene Ontology annotation, biological process: protein phosphorylation; negative regulation of macroautophagy; TOR signaling. Lineage: Eukaryota; Fungi; Ascomycota; Eurotiomycetes; Eurotiales; Aspergillaceae. The record is from RefSeq and is a predicted model, not a curated record. The transcript has 3 exons. Gene Ontology annotation, cellular component: TORC2 complex; nucleus; TORC1 complex. Gene Ontology annotation, molecular function: protein-containing complex binding; protein serine/threonine kinase activity; protein binding. The coding region runs from base 1 to 7152 and encodes 2383 amino acids.
AUGGCGCAAGCAGGCCCAAUCACCGACGUGACCCAGCGGCUCUUUGUGGAGCUGAAGUCGAAGAACGAGGAGACCCGAGCCCGAGCUGCCUUCGAGCUCUAUGACAACGUCUUAUCAGUCUCACGAGACUGGCCUUCCGAGAAAUUUGUGGAAUUUUACAAUGCUGUGAGCCAAAGGAUCGCCCAGCUGGUGGUAACGGGUAGCGAUGCAAAUGAGAGAAUCGGUGGACUCCUUGCCCUUGACCGACUCAUCGAUUUCGACGGGGUAGAUGCCGCACAAAAGACUACACGGUUUGCAAGUUACCUGCGGAGUGCCCUUCGAAGCAAUGAUAAUAUGGUCUUGGUGUACGCGGCCCGAUCGCUGGGCCGACUGGCGAAACCGGGCGGGGCACUGACCGCAGAGCUGGUGGAAAGUGAGAUUCAGUCCGCGCUGGAGUGGUUGCAAUCAGAACGUCAGGAAAGUCGAAGGUUUGCCGCGGUGCUUGUCAUUGGGGAGCUGGCCAAGGGCUCCCCCACACUCCUGUAUGGCUUUGUGCCGCAGAUCUUCGAACUCGUUUGGGUUGCGCUACGUGACCCCAAAGUCCUCAUCCGAGAAACUGCAGCUGAAGCUGUGGGCGAAUGCUUUGAAAUCAUCGUAGCUCGAGAUGCUCAGGUUCGUCAGUCAUGGUUCGCUCGCAUUUACGAAGAAGCCUUGCUAGGCUUGAAAUCGCACAACGUGGACUGGAUUCAUGGGUCUCUCUUGGUCAUGAAAGCCUUAAUUCUCAAGGGCACCAUGUUCAUGAAUGAGCACUACCGAAAUGCCUGUGAGAUCGUCCUACGGCUCAAAGACCACCGAGACCCUAAGAUCCGCGCCCAAGUCGUCCUUACCAUCCCCAUCCUCGCAUCCUACGCCCCCACCGACUUCAUCGAGGUUUACUUACAUCGAUUUAUGAUCUACCUCCAAGCACAACUCAAGCGAGAAAAGGAACGGAAUUCUGCUUUCAUCGCCAUCGGAAAGAUUGCCAAUGCGGUGGGACCAGCCAUCGCCCAGUAUUUAGAUGGAAUUAUCAUCUACAUUCGAGAGGGACUCGCAAUGAAAGCGCGAAACCGAGCGGGCAUCAAAGAGGCCCCCAUGUUUGAGUGCAUCAGUAUGCUUUCUUUGGCAGUGGGACAAGCACUCAGCAAAUAUAUGGAGGCUCUAUUAGAUCCCAUUUUCGCUUGCGGCCUAAGCAAGUCCUUGACCCAGGCUUUGGUUGAUAUGGCUCAUUACAUUCCCCCGAUCAAACCCAUCAUCCAAGAGAAACUGCUAGACAUGCUUAGCAUCAUCCUUUGCGGCACACCAUUCCGCCCACUGGGCUGCCCAGAGAACCGCCUUCCUCCCAUGCCAUCAUUCGCAAAGGAUUUUGCCCCCCAAGACCUGCAGACUGAUGCUGACAUUGCUUUGGCUCUUCACACCCUUGGUAGCUUUGACUUCUCGGGCCAUAUCUUGAACGAAUUCGUUCGUGAUGUUGCCAUCAACUACGUGGAAAAUGACAACGCUGAGAUUCGAAAGGCCUCCGCCCUCACCUGCUGUCAACUGUUUGUCCAUGAUCCGAUUAUCAAUCAGACCAGUGGCCACUCUAUCCAAGUUGUCAGUGAAGUCAUCGACAAGCUACUGACGGUUGGUGUUGGAGAUUCGGAUGCUGAGAUUCGCCGUACUGUUUUGUGGUCGUUAGAUGCGAAAUUCGAUCGACACUUAGCACGACCAGAAAACAUUCGGUGCUUGUUCCUCGCUGUCAAUGACGAAGUAUUUGAAGUCAAAGAAGCAGCGAUUUGCAUCAUUGGGCGUCUUUCUAGUGUGAAUCCCGCCUAUGUCUUUCCGCCGUUGCGAAAGUUGCUAGUCAACCUCCUGACAGGGCUGGGCUUUGCAAACACCGCCCGCCAGAAGGAAGAGACCGCUCAGCUGAUUAGUCUAUUUGUCUCAAACGCGACUAAACUGAUCAGAUCGUAUGUGGAUCCGAUGGUGACAGCGCUGCUGCCAAAAGCCACUGAUAGCAACCCUGGUGUUGCUGCAGUCACAUUGAAGGCCGUUGGUGAGCUUGCUAAUGUGGGGGGAAGUGAGAUGAGACGCUAUCUACCUCAAAUUAUGCCAAUCAUCUUAGAUUCUCUCCAGGAUCUUUCCUCACACACCAAACGUGAAGCUGCGCUGCGGACGUUGGGACAGCUAGCCAGUAACUCCGGUUAUGUGAUUGAGCCUUACAUGGAGUAUCCCCAUUUACUUGAUGUACUGAUCAACAUCACCAAGACUGAGCAAACUGGGUCCCUCAGAAAGGAGACAAUCAAGCUUAUCGGUGUUCUUGGUGCAUUAGACCCCUACAAGUACCAACAGAUCAGCGAUGUGGAACCCGAUGUUCACCAUAUCAACGAAAUUCAGAGUGUCUCGGACGUUGCCUUGAUCAUGCAAGGUCUGACACCGUCAAACGAGGAGUAUUACCCGACUGUGGUUAUCCAUACUUUGCUGCAAAAUAUACUGCGCGAGAACUCCUUGGUCCAAUAUCACUCAGCCGUUAUUGAUGCCCUUGUCACUAUUUUCAAAACACUGGGCUUGAAAUGCGUGCCGUUCCUUGGGCAGAUCAUCCCCGGCUUCAUUGGAGUCAUCCGGAGCUCCCCUGCGAGCCGUCUCGAGUCUUACUUCAACCAGAUGGCCAUCCUGGUCAAUAUUGUGCGACAGCACAUCCGUGCCUUCCUGCCGGAAAUCAUCGACGUUGUUCGUGAAUUCUGGGACACAUCAUACCAGGUGCAAGGCACCAUCUUGUCUCUAGUUGAGGCCAUUGCCAGAUCUUUAGAGGGAGAAUUCCGAAAGUAUUUGGCUGGUUUGGUUCCACCAAUGCUGGAUACUCUCGAGAAGGACACAUCGCCCCGUCGUCAGCCGUCGGAAAAGAUUCUUCAUGCUUUCCUGAUUUUUGGCUCUAGUGGUGAGGAGUACAUGCAUCUCAUCAUUCCUGCCAUUGUGCGUCUUUUCGACGGAUCGCAACAUCCCCAGAGCAUUCGCAAGUCCGCCAUCGACAGUCUUACGAAGCUGUCCCGCCAAGUCAACGUGUCAGAUUUUGCCUCCCUCAUGGUGCAUUCUUUGUCCCGGGUUGUGGCCGGCACUGACCGCGUUUUGCGGCAAGCUGCCCUGGAUUGUAUCUGUGCUUUGAUAUUCCAACUUGGCCAAGACUUCACUCACUACAUUCACCUUUUGAACAAAGUGCUCAAGCAACACCAAAUAAACCAUGUCAAUUACCAGAUCCUGGUGACAAAGCUCCAGAAAGGAGAUCCACUUCCGCAAGAUCUCAACCCGGAGGAGAACUACGCGUUUCCGGUUGACGAUACAAACUAUGCAGAAAUCGGACAAAAGAAGAUGGUGGUGAACCAGCAGCACUUGAAGAACGCAUGGGAUGCUUCACAAAAGUCUACUCGUGAGGAUUGGCAGGAGUGGAUCCGCCGUUUCAGUGUCGAGCUUCUGAAAGAGUCGCCGUCUCCUGCACUAAGGGCAUGUGCCAGCUUAGCUGGAAUCUAUCAGCCGCUAGCCCGAGACUUGUUUAAUGCUGCCUUCGUGUCAUGCUGGACUGAAUUAUACGACCAGUACCAAGAGGAGCUUGUUCGGUCCAUUGAAAAGGCGUUGACUUCGCCGAACAUCUCCCCCGAGAUUUUGCAGAUUCUGCUCAAUCUGGCGGAGUUCAUGGAGCACGAUGACAAAGCUCUUCCCAUCGACAUUCGCACCCUUGGCAAGUAUGCAGCCAAGUGCCACGCCUUCGCCAAAGCCCUCCAUUACAAGGAAUUAGAAUUUGAGCAAGAUCAGAACUCAGGUGCUGUCGAGGCUCUUAUCACCAUUAACAACCAACUUCAGCAAUCUGAUGCUGCAAUUGGUAUCCUCCGCAAGGCGCAAGCCUACCGUGAUGUGGAGCUGAAAGAAACGUGGUUCGAGAAACUCCAACGAUGGGAUGAAGCUCUCGCGGCUUACAAGAGACGUGAGAAGACAGAUCCAGACUCUUUUGGUAUUACCAUGGGUAAGAUGCGCUGUCUUCAUGCUUUGGGAGAGUGGAAGGUCCUCUCAGAUCUUGCACAGGAAAAAUGGAAUCAAGCGUCACUGGAGCAUCGCAGGGCCAUCGCUCCACUUGCUGCAGCUGCUGCAUGGGGUCGCCGGCAAUGGGAACUGAUGGACUCCUACCUCGGGGUUAUGAAAGAGCAGUCCCCUGAUAGAUCGUUCUUUGGUGCGAUUCUCGCUAUUCACCGCAACCAGUUUGAGGAGGCCAAUAUGUACAUCGAAAAGGCACGCAACGGCCUGGACACUGAGCUUUCUGCCCUCCUCGGAGAGUCUUACAACCGGGCUUACAAUGUUGUUGUCCGCGUCCAAAUGCUUGCUGAACUCGAAGAGAUCAUCACAUACAAGCAGAACAUCGGCGACCCUGAGAAGCAGGAGGCCAUGCGUCAAACUUGGAAUCAGCGGUUGCUCGGCUGUCAGCAGAAUGUGGAGGUGUGGCAGCGCAUGCUUAAGGUUCGCGCACUCGUGACCGCGCCUCGCGAGAAUCUUGAUAUGUCCAUCAAGUUUGCCAACCUUUGCCGCAAGUCGAACCGUAUGGGUCUCGCCGAAAGGUCCCUUGGCGCUUUAGAAACAGUGGUAAAUGAUGCUACCGGAACACACUCUAUUGCACCCCCUGAGGUCACGUACGCCCGACUAAAAUUCAGUUGGGCGAAUGGCCAACAAGUAGAGUCCCUUGAGAUGCUAAAGGAAUUCACUUCUGGCUUGAGUGAUGACCUGUCAAAGUACAACACACUCAUGGUUUCUCACACCGAACACCACGCAAUCAACGGCGUCAAUGGCAUCUCAGAUCCAAACCAUCCUGAUGCAAUUAGCCUACGUGAACGUGUUGGAGAUGUUGCCAAAUUCCGAAAACUCCUGUCUAAGAGUUACCUUCGACAGGGUGAGUGGCAGACUGCUCUUCAAAAGGGUGACUGGAGACCAGAGUAUGUCCGUGAGGUCCUCGGCGCCUACUCAGCAGCCACACAAUACAAUCGUGAUUCAUACAAGGCUUGGCACUCUUGGGCGCUUGCCAACUUUGAAGUGGUCACAGCAAUUUCCAACCAAGCAAACCGUGAUGGCAAACCAGCCCCUGUUCCAGCUCAUAUUGUCACGGAGCAUGUGAUUCCUGCUCUCCGUGGAUUUUUGCGAUCUAUCGCCUUGUCUACCACUUCCUCGCUGCAGGACACUCUGAGAUUGCUUACAUUGUGGUUUACUCAUGGAGGUGACCAUGAAGUCAACACCGUUGUCACUGAAGGAUUUACCACCGUGAACAUCGAUACCUGGCUCUCCGUGACACCUCAACUUAUUGCACGCAUUAAUCAACCCAACAUCAGAGUUCGAGGUUCCGUUCACCGAUUGCUUGCCGAGGUUGGAAAGACACAUCCGCAGGCCCUAGUGUACCCGUUGACGGUGGCCAUGAAGUCGAAUGUGGCCCGCCGCUCCCAGUCUGCUAGCAGCAUCAUGGAAAGCAUGCGGCAGCAUAGCGCCAAGCUAGUUGAACAGGCAGACCUCGUUAGCUCUGAAUUGAUCAGAGUUGCUGUCCUGUGGCACGAGCUCUGGCAUGAAGGUCUAGAGGAAGCGUCGCGUCUUUACUUCGGUGAUCACAAUGUGGAAGGCAUGUUCUCAACUCUCGCGCCUCUCCAUGAUAUGCUGGACAAGGGAGCCGAGACGCUACGUGAGGUUUCUUUCGCACAGGCCUUUGGCCGUGACCUCGCAGAAGCCAAACAUUACUGUGUUCUAUACCGCCAGACAGAUGAGAUCGGAGAUUUGAACCAAGCCUGGGACCUCUACUACACUGUGUUCCGUAAGAUCAGCAGACAGCUUCCACAACUAUCUAUCCUUGACCUCAAAUACGUCUCUCCCCGCCUCAAGGAUUGCUCAGGUCUGGACUUGGCUGUGCCAGGAACAUAUCAGAGUGGCCGUCCGAUUAUUUGCAUUUUCAGCUUCGAUCCAAUUCUGCAUGUUCUUCAGACUAAGAAGAGACCACGACGGAUGACACUCAAGGGCAACAAUGGUUGCUCUUACAUGUACGCACUCAAGGGCCAUGAAGAUAUUCGACAGGAUGAGAGAGUUAUGCAACUCUUUGGCCUGUGUAAUACUCUUCUUGACAACGAUGGCGAGAGCUUCAAGCGACACCUUUCUGUCCAACGUUUCCCUGCUAUUCCUCUAUCACAAAGUUCCGGUCUACUAGGCUGGGUGUGCAACAGUGAUACAUUGCACGCUCUCAUCAAAGAGUACCGGGAAAGCCGUCGUAUUCUGCUCAACAUUGAACACCGAAUUAUGCUUCAGAUGGCGCCUGACUAUGAUAGUCUCACUCUGAUGCAAAAGGUUGAAGUAUUUGGAUAUGCCAUGGACAACACUACUGGCAAGGAUCUGUAUCGGGUUCUGUGGCUCAAGAGUAAGAGCUCAGAAGCCUGGCUUGAGCGACGCACAAACUACACCAGAUCUCUUGGUGUCAUGUCGAUGGUCGGUUACAUUCUUGGCCUUGGUGACCGACAUCCUUCGAACUUGUUGCUGGAUCGCGUCACUGGCCGCGUUGUUCACAUUGAUUUCGGCGAUUGCUUCGAGAUCGCCAUGCACCGCGAGAAAUACCCUGAACGAGUUCCGUUCCGACUCACUCGCAUGUUGACCUUUGCUAUGGAGGUUAGCAACAUUGAGGGAAGUUAUCGUAUCACCUGCGAGGCUGUCAUGCGUGUCCUCCGAGAGAACAAAGACUCAUUAAUGGCGGUUUUGGAAGCAUUCAUUCACGAUCCCCUCAUCAAUUGGCGUCUUGGAGCUCAGGAAUCCCCCGACCGAGUGUCCCUUACGGCUGAACGACGCCAGUCGAUUAUCGAAGGUAUCAACUUCACAGAUGGCGUGCAGCCGAGCAACUUCUCUCGCCACCGCCGACCCUCUAUCCUGGAGGGCGGUAUCCUCGACACCCAAGAAGGUGUCCCCGCCGAGGCUCGGGAGGCCCAGAAUGCCCGAGCUGUCCAGGUACUUGCCCGUGUCAAGGAAAAGUUGACUGGGCGUGACUUCAAGCACUACGAGGAGCUCAACAUUAGUGACCAGGUUGAUAAGCUCUUAGCGCAAGCUACUAAUGUAGAGAACAUCUGUCAGCACUGGAUCGGAUGGUGCAGCUUCUGGUGA